Ceraceosorus bombacis is the source of this 1390-nucleotide messenger RNA. Lineage: Eukaryota; Fungi; Basidiomycota; Exobasidiomycetes; Ceraceosorales; Ceraceosoraceae. The record is from the annotation of a GenBank genome assembly.
CGUGACGGAGCAAGAGCAUCAGUGUGAGUGAAGACGGCCGUUUCGUUGGCGAAUUCCAGUAAUUGAUUGCGGCGCACGCCAUCGAGAAGGAAGGAGAUGCGGCGCGCAUACAACGCAUCAAAGAUGUUCUUAAACAAAGCUCAUCCGUCAAGCGUGUGCUGGAGAUGAGCCUCAAGAAGACCAAGCUCCUGGGACGAGCCAAGGACACCUGCAAGACGCUGGAUGAAACAUGUCUCGCUCCUUUCGGUUUGUCUUUUCGAUCUGGGGAAGAGGACUGCAGUGCAGCAAUGGCCAAGUCGGCUUUCCGAUUGAAGCAGGCAUGCGGCAAAGCAAGUCCUGCUUCUUGUCACAUCCAUCCGGGGAACAGGUGCGAGAGCAACAAGUGUCCUGCGCUCGCUCAUCUCGACCGCACUUUUCAAGUCAGUCGCCGUUUCUUGCGAGACGGCCAACGCAUGGGCGGCAAAUGGGAGGAGAUGAGCGCAAGUCUCUUGAGGUCAUCCAUGAAGCGCAAAAGCUGCGGUUGUGCAAUGGCGCUGCAACGCAAGUAGGCCAGCCCUGACUGCUGGCCAUUGACUGCUUGGCAAGCGCCUUCAAACGGCCCAAGCAAAGUUGGUGUGGUGGCGGCGAACGCCAAGAUCAGUUGGGAUGCCGUCGUUGAACGCAGAGCCCGCAACGCGCUUGCCCGCAGGCGUAUGCGCAGAUCCUGGGCUAUCCCGUGAUUUGCCCCUGGCAAAACCAGGCAAUUACCCGCCAUGCGGCACUGUCACCCAACCAAAACAAGUUGUGUAUGCAGCGAACGGGGUGGCGAGGAGACAGUGAUCAAUUGGUCGGCCAGCCGCUUGAAGAGAAGGGACCAUCCACUCGGUUCGCAGAGCCCAUCGGUCCAAUGAGCAAUGAGGAGGAGGGACAAAAAGCUUACUCAAAGGCUAGCUGCCCAGGCUCGAUCGUGAAUCCUGUGACCCUCCCUGCCUCAUUGCCACUCAUUGUCAAUCUGGGUGCUUGCCCUUACGCCUUGCGGCCCUGGUGCAUCAUUCGAGUGGCGGCAAGCUCACGCCAUCUCAGUGUCUGCGCUUAGUGCGGUCAAAUUUCGGCAGUCAGUCAGCGCGAGGCCCACGCGAGCUGUUGGUGGCCAAUGUAAGGUGAGCGCUUCAUAAGGCGAGCCCAUCUUGCACAAAAGAGGUGCGCCGCCUCCUGCUACUCCAUGACGCUCCUUCUUGUCACUGCGUCGUUCACGAUCAGCAUUCUUUGCCGCCCUCCGAACGAAGCUGGUCUUCGCUCGCUGAAGUCUAUUUUUCGAAGUUUCACAGCUGGUCUGUUUACGUUCUGUACUCACUUCGUCAUUCUUCACUAGAAGUCUCUCUCGCUUUUCCGCGGACGGGCAUCGAGCGGG